Messenger RNA from Myotis brandtii (Brandt's bat), 2884 nucleotides. Its product is annotated as lipopolysaccharide-binding protein. NCBI's taxonomy places the organism in Eukaryota, Metazoa, Chordata, Mammalia, Chiroptera, Vespertilionidae. Gene Ontology annotation, biological process: innate immune response; defense response to Gram-negative bacterium; positive regulation of macrophage activation. The record is from RefSeq and is a predicted model, not a curated record. The transcript is spliced from 15 exons. Bases 1 to 1575 code for a protein of 524 amino acids. Gene Ontology annotation, molecular function: lipopolysaccharide binding.
AUGAUGGCCAGACCAUACUGUGUGGUAGUGGCCCUACUGCUGCUAGCAGAAGUCUUCAGGCUUGGAGAAGGAGCUUCUAAUCCUGGGUUUGUGGUCAGGAUCACCAGAAAAGGCCUCGAAUAUGCCCGCCAAUAUGGAAUGGCCACCCUGAAGAAGGAACUGUCCACCAUCAACGUGCCUGAUUUAUCAGGAAGCUUUGAAGUCGGCUGGAUGGGAAGUGUGAGUUAUGAGUUUAAGAGCCUGAGAAUCCAUAGCUUCCAAAUCCGAAACUCCGAUCUGAGUCUACUCCCAGGGAGGGGUGUCAGAGCCUCCCUGUCCAAUAACUACGUGUCUAUCAGUGGGAACUGGAAGGUGAAAAAGGCUUUCAUCACCCUACAGGGUACUUUUGAUCUGAGUGUGGAUGGUGUUUCCAUCUCGAUUUAUCUGAACUUGGGCGAGGACGGGUCUGGACGACCCACUGCCUCUGUGGCCCACUGCAGCAACUCCGUUGGCCACGUCAGCAUUCACAUUUCUGGAAACCUAAGCUGGCUCCUGAACCUCUUCCAUAAAAGAAUUGAAAACAAGUUAAAAGAUAUCUUGAAACAAGAGAUCUGCGAAAUCGUCAGGACGUCAACAUCCUCACACCUGGAGCCCUAUCUCCGGACUCUGCCAGUCACCUUGAUGAUUGACCAGGUUGCUGGCAUUGACUACAGUUUAGUAGGAGCUCCCCAGGUGACCUCCCAAGGCCUGGACACGCCCUUCAAGGGUGAAUUCUUUGGCCGAAGCCAGCGCUCCCCAGUCCCCUUUGAUGCUCCUCCCAUCAGGCUGCCCCAGCAGCAUGACCUCAUGGCCUACUUUGCAGUGUCCCAAUAUGUCUUCAACACGGCCAGCCGGGUUUACCACCAGGCUGGGCACAUGAACUUCACCAUCCGAAAUGAGGACAUACAGAACCUAACCGAGUUUCUCAGCGACCACUCAGCUAAAGAAUGGCGGAACCCAAGCUGUCUGGCCUCUGAGACCACGCCUUUCAUCACCACGAUGUCCUGCUUCUUAAGCAACUUCCUGCUUCUGCUGCAGAGUCCCCUGGACUUUCCAAUUCACUUGCACACCAAAUCACUAGGGGCCGUGAUUCCUCAGCUGGCCAGGUUGUACCCCAAUACAGAGCUAGAACUUGAGAUGUCACCUGAAUCAGCUCCAUUCUUGAUGUUCACCCCUGGAAAUGUUACCUGCCUGCCAGUGAUGAACAUCCAGGCAUUCGCCCUCCUGCCCAACUCUUCUAACCGCAAGCCACUCUUCCAACUCAGGGCGAGAACUGACAUCUCCGCCACCAUCAGUGUGAGCUCCAGCAGGGUCCUUGGCUCGUUGACCCCAGGAAGUAAGCUGAAACUGGAACUGAAACACUCCAACAUCGGUUUCUUCAAUGUGCAGUUGCUGGAAUCCAUCUUCAAUUACUACGCAUCCUACAUUAUAUAUCCCUCUCUCAAUGCAAAGUUUGAAAAGGGCUUCCCACUCCCUCUGCCCAGGGACACCUACCUCAACAGCUUGGAGCUCCAAGCCCACAAGAACUUCUUGUUCGUAGGGGCCAACAUCGACUAGAUUGAAGACUGAGGAGCACCUGUGGCUGGAGGGGACACACCACAGCUGGACUCGCCCUGCCUGCCCUGUGGAGCCCCAGUGGCUGUGACCAUUUCACUUCCUCUCUCAUGAGUGUCCCUGAGUAACACAGGCCCAGCCAGGGCCUUGGGUAGGUGUUAAAGGACAAGGCAGAAAAGGAAGCUUGGGGGCAGAGUGGAACAUGUCAGUCAUGAAGAAUGCCUGCCCCUGCAGUAGAGGCCACCAAGGUACCAAACUCAGGCAGGCUAGACAGCCUGAAUUCUGCCUCAGCCCAGCCAAUGUGGUUUCUACUUCAAAUGCAGAAAGUGGACAAUUAACUCAAGCCUUUCAUCAUGGCCUUCGGAACAUACUCACGUACAGACCCCUCUAUCUGUAAAAUGGGAUUAAAAAAUUCAUGCACGCACAUCCUCACAUUGUGGCAGUUUUUUAUUUUAAACCAAAGAUCUCCAAAAAGCCUGACCCUGAGGACACCAGGGUCCAACAGCAGCUGCUCCAUUCACCCUGCUCCCACCUUUAUUUUACACCUCAGAUAAGUCAACCAACUCGUCCGUUUGCCUGGGACUUACCUGGUUUUAGCAAUUCAAGUCCCUCGUCCUGGGAAACCCCUCAAUCCCAGGCAAACUUGGACAGUUGGUCACACAGCAGGCAAUUUUUUAUGAGCCAAGCCCCAGAACUCCAGGACACCCCACUUUCUCUGACAUCAGCACCCGUCUCUCUAGUCCACUCUGUCACCAGCCACCCUUCCAAAGCCUUGGCCUGACUGCUCAACACCUCAACUGUCAUGGGUCCUUAAUCUGAACCAACUACCACCCCUUGUUUACCUCCUAGUCCUAACUGAACACUUCAAACAACUACCCACGUGCCAUGCCUCAGGAGAGUGAGAACACGCCAGGACUGAAAACGAGAUCUGGCUGUGACCCACUUUCUCCAGGCCCAGCCUUGCUGGCACAUGGCUUGAUGCUGCUUUAAAAGGCAGACAGAGCACGCUGGUCAGGUUUACUAAAUGGGUGGUGGAGGAAAGUGAUGAGCAGCUACAAAUUCAAGAGAAAAAUUCUUGGCUACUAAAGUCAUUCCGGGCAUGGCUGAGGGACACGGGCUGGCCCUCUAAGGGCGCUGCUGUCAAGACGCAGAGCUGGUUGAAGUGGACCCCAAGCUUCCCUCUGAUCUCUUGUGCAGAGUGAAGCUGUCCGUGAUGCUCUGAGCAGGCAGAGGGGAGAGCUGUGGUGAGGCUUCAUGUGGGGACCUGCCUCUCAAUUCUCGGCCCCUCUGGUCUCCACAAACACCGAGAGAA